GAUACCUCAGUUGAUUGCUCGCAUUGACACCAGGCAGCUCGUCGGGCGUCUCAUCCAAGAAUUGCUUAUUGAUAUUGGAAAACAUCAUCCUCAGGCUUUAAUCUACCCUCUGACUGUUGCAUCCAAGUCUCAGAGCUCCGCUAGACACAAUGCCGCCAACAAGGUGCUUAAUAACAUGUGUGAACACAGUAAUACACUGGUACAACAGGCUAUGAUGGUAAGUGAGGAGUUGAUACGAGUAGCUAUCCUAUGGCAUGAGCUAUGGCACGAGGGUCUGGAAGAAGCGUCAAGACUCUACUUUGGCGAGAGGAACGUCAAAGGGAUGUUUGCAGUCCUGGAACCGCUCCAUGCCAUGAUGGAACGUGGACCACAGACCAUGAAGGAAACCUCAUUCAAUCAGGCAUAUGGUCGAGACCUGAUGGAAGCACAGGAGUGGUGUAAGAAGUAUACAAGAUCUAGGAAUGUGAAGGAUUUGACACAGGCAUGGGAUCUCUAUUAUCACGUCUUCAGAAGGAUUUCUAAACAAUUACCACAGCUCACCCAGCUAGAGCUCCAGCUUGUGUCUCCCAAACUCCUGAUGUGUCGAGACCUGGAGCUAGCUGUUCCAGGAACCUACGACCCCAACCGACCUGUCGCUAAGAUCCAGAGGGUCCAGUCAACGCUGCAAGUCAUCACAUCCAAACAGCGCCCUCGCAAGUUGAGCAUAUUUGGAAGUGAUGGUGCAGAGUUCAUGUACCUGUUGAAAGGUCAUGAAGACCUCAGGCAAGAUGAGAGGGUGAUGCAGCUCUUUGGUCUAGUCAACACCCUACUGGCUAACAACCCUGAUACUUUCAGAAGACAUCUCAAUAUUCAGAGGUAUGCAGCGAUUCCCCUCUCCACAAACUCUGGUCUUAUUGGUUGGGUGCGCCAUUGUGACACACUUCAUACACUCAUCAGGGAUUACAGGGACAAGAAGAAGAUCCUAUUAAACAUUGAACAUCGCAUCAUGUUGAGGAUGGCGCCAGACUAUGAGCACUUGACGUUGAUGCAGAAGGUUGAGGUAUUUGAGCAUGCUUUGGAUUACACCCAGGGUGAUGAUCUGGCUAAGCUGCUAUGGCUCAAGAGUCCUAGCUCAGAGGUUUGGUUUGAGAGAAGGACCAACUACACAAGAUCUCUUGCAGUCAUGUCAAUGGUAGGAUAUAUCCUUGGUCUAGGAGAUAGGCAUCCGUCUAACUUGAUGUUAGAUAGGUUAACAGGCAAGAUUAUCCACAUUGAUUUUGGAGAUUGCUUUGAGGUUGCAAUGACAAGAGAGAAGUUUCCUGAAAAGAUUCCUUUCAGAUUAACCAGGAUGCUCAUCAAUGCUAUGGAGGUGACUGGGAUUGAUGGCAACUACCGCAUCACAUGUGAGAGCGUAAUGCAGGUGCUUAGAGAGCACAAGGAUAGCAUCAUGGCCGUACUGGAAGCAUUCGUAUAUGACCCUCUCCUAAACUGGAGAUUGAUGGAUACUCCAAAAGGAAAGAGAUCCAAGGCCAGAUCAGGAGCAUAUUCUACCAGCCAAUCAGACCUACUUGAUGAAAUGGAUCUUGAGAUCCCCAAACAGAAGAAGGCUGCUGGUCAAGCUGAGUCUGUACAAUCCCAGGAUGGGGAGCCUGGAGUCCAACCCGAGGCAUUAAACAAGAAAGCCAUUUCCAUCAUCAACCGAGUGAAAGAUAAACUCACAGGAUGUGACUUCUCAACCAACGAUCCCGUAGAUGUUCCCACACAGGUAGAGCUGUUAAUCCAACAGGCCACAUCUCAUGAGAAUCUAUGCCAGUGCUACAUUGGAUGGUGUCCAUUCUGGUGAUAUGCAUUUGAAGAAAAAGAGGAGUUAUGAUCACGUGCGAGAAGAACAAAUCCUUCUGCCCCGUUACAUAACAUUUUCACAGGUCAAAGGUAAUGCACCUCUAUUGCACCGUGUAUGACUAGCUGUAAGUGUUGUAGAGCUUCAGUCUGUGGCACAGCAAUUAGUGCUUAACUGUAAAAAUUACUUAUAAAAACACUAAAACACACAAUAUGUGCAGUUAGCAUAACCCAAUUCAAUGUUCUUGUGACCUCAGAAAUCUAUAUACCUUCUGAGAAAUUCAAAGACGUAAAUUAAUCAUGGUACAUGUAGCAUAAUCAAGUUUGAAAAAUAUGUUUGACAGAGGUGAUUAUUGACGUAUCGAUGGUCAACUAUGUAGACAUUUUAUGGAAUUUUAAUUCAUUUUUCAUGCAUGCACAUGGUUGCAGGGCCCACAGCAAAAAAAUUUCAUUACCGAAUCGACCGCCUUGUGUAGAAUAGAUAUUAUAUGACAGAAUUUCUUCUAAAAAAAGAGGAAAGAUAAACUAAUUUUGUGGACUUCAUGGAAAUAUGUCAUGUAUUUCUUUGUCCUGUGUAUUAUGGAACCAAAGACUGGGAUCGUGUUUAAAAAAGGGUUUUGUUAACCAUGGAGUGAUGGCAAUUUACUCUGAAUAUCUAAUGAAAACAAUGAUUUCAAAAUCAAUACAAAGAGAAUUUUCUUUUUUGUGAAAAGAAAAGAUUACUCGUGAAUGUUGAAAAUAAUGUACAUGUAUCUGCAACUUAUAAAAUGUUGAGAUUUAUUAAAUGGACUCAUGUUCAAAGGCAAAUCAUGUGGAUGAUAAAAUGCAUUAAAGGAUGGAGAAAUGCAUUCUGGGAGGAUAUAAAUGCAUUAUGGGAUUGAAGGGGAGGAGGGGGCUUCUGGGCUUAAAAGAAAAAAAGACUUUUGUAAAAUAAUAUUUUUUUUUCAAUCACAUCCUUCAAACAUCUUAAAUUUUGGCAUUGACCAGAUUUUCUCAAUUAUUGUAGAAAGCAAGCAGCAUUUUUUAAUUUAAUUAUUACUAGUAUCCAUGGCAACUCUCUGCAACAGGAUUGCUUGUGAGAAAUGUGCAAUCUACUUAUAUGUCAUUGUUCGGAAAGAGCAUCGGAAAGAGAAACAUGUAGUUCUUGUGAAAAAGUCACAAAUGUAGCAUCAUACAUUUCAUCUUUACAUGUAGCAAAGUGAAUAUGUACAGUAUUAUGAUAUCACAUACAUGUACAGACAAAGGUCGGGAAUAUCAAUGAGCUGUAUGGAAGUGAAUGUUUAGAGGGGCGUUGCCUUGUGUCUAAACAUUGGCCUGCCCCUUCGAUACUUGGUGUGCUGGCCUUAUCCUGAAAUAAGUCACCUCUCUUCUCGUGUGUGUGUGCGCUCAUUGUGUACAAAGUCAAAGGGAGAUGAAAGAAGUCACCGCCGCUGACGAAAUGAACGGCAGUGAAUGGAGUGGUGACUUAAACCAGGAUAAUGCCGGUGUGCUCAGAGCUCUCAGAUGUCUGUGACGUCACAUGAUGGCUCUCUUGCAACCGUGCAUCAGUUAUGUAUAUCAUUGUGUGUUAUAAGCCAGUACAAGCUAUUUUCAAGCAAUGUUUAGCUCUCAUUGGGUUAGGUUCAAAUUCAUCAAACCAUAUGAAAUAUAAUUAUGCUGUUAAAACAUGAUUGUAGCUUUGAAAUUUUCUGAAUUUGAGAUUGUUAUCCAAGGGAGCUGUCAUGUUCAGCAUCAAAACAUGACAACAAUUGAAUUACAGUCCCAUUUUUAAAAUCUUGAACUUCUUAAGAAUGUUGCUGAAAUAUCAAAAUGAAACAUGUGAAUUCAUUUUUCUUUUAUGCUUUCAUGAUGGAAUGAAUUGAUUGGCCAAUGUGUAUAUCUUUAUUGAGCAAUGAAUAAAAUAUGGCAUAUACCCCAAA
Lytechinus pictus (painted urchin) is the source of this 3737-nucleotide messenger RNA. Its product is annotated as serine/threonine-protein kinase mTOR-like. The record is from RefSeq and is a predicted model, not a curated record. Gene Ontology annotation, molecular function: protein-containing complex binding; protein binding; protein serine/threonine kinase activity. Lineage: Eukaryota; Metazoa; Echinodermata; Echinoidea; Temnopleuroida; Toxopneustidae. Gene Ontology annotation, biological process: protein phosphorylation; TOR signaling; negative regulation of macroautophagy. The coding region runs from base 176 to 1822 and encodes 548 amino acids. Gene Ontology annotation, cellular component: nucleus; TORC1 complex; TORC2 complex. The transcript is spliced from 17 exons.